Molecule: messenger RNA, 348 nt
Organism: Aspergillus tanneri
Lineage: Eukaryota; Fungi; Ascomycota; Eurotiomycetes; Eurotiales; Aspergillaceae
Product: SBDS family protein
Exons: 3
Coding region: 1-348 (115 amino acids)
Source: RefSeq, a predicted model, not a curated record
AUGGUUCGCGCCAAUGGGCCUAGCAACAAGAUCUUCUACAAGGGUGCCUCUGAGGACUUCAUCGUCUUCGUUGAUGAUUACCAAGCCCUGGAAAAGUGGCGUACCGACCGAUCGAUUCCCCUGUCCGACGUGCUGAACGGUUGGAAGAUCUUUGUCACCCACAGGCAUGGUUCUCAAGGCGUCCUUGACGGAGCCAGCAAGGGCACCCUUCAGAACGAAUUCGGUACCAGUAAUGAAGAUCAAUGCAUUAUCAAAAUCCUGGAAAAAGGUGACUACCAGACAUAUAGUCAAAAGCCACAUCAGGGAGAUACGAACAUUAUGAAUGGCCCCGCUAUGCUUACACAUUGA